Messenger RNA from Closterium sp. Yama58-4, 1173 nucleotides. The record is from the annotation of a GenBank genome assembly. Lineage: Eukaryota; Viridiplantae; Streptophyta; Zygnematophyceae; Desmidiales; Closteriaceae.
AUGUACGACACGUCGGCGGUACCGAUUUUCACGGGACAAAACUACUCCGCGUGGAAGUUUAAGUUCCAAGUGCUCAUGAUGGAGCGGGGACUUUGGGGUCUCUUCGAUGGGACGGAGAAGAAGCCGGACGACGAGAGCGACAUCGCGGCUUGGAAGAAGAAGGACCAAAAGGCGUUCGCUACGCUAAUCUCGCGGAUCGGCAUCAACCUCGUGAGCUCGGUGCGCACGUGCAUCAAGCUCGAAGCGUCGGCGCAUGAGGCGUGGAAGCGGCUCGAGACAAUGCACGUGAAAAAGACUCUCCACGGCAAGAUCCUAGCCCGGAAUGCGUUCUACACGGUGAAAUUGCGCGCGGGCGAAUCGAUGCACGAGUAUGCGACUCGUGUGGAGGAACUUGGGGAAACGUUCGUAGACCUCGGUGGAACGGUCACGGAGGAGGAUUGGAUUUUGACCUUGCUUUGCGGUCUUCCGGAAGAGUGGUCGACGGUGAUAACGACACUCGAUAGCGUGCAAGACACUUGGACAAAGGAAACGGUGGUCGAGUUUCGGAAGCGCCCGAGCGAUUGGACUCCAUCGAAGGCGCGGAACCAAGAGGGCAACGCGCACACGGCAUCCGGCGAGGCGGAUGAUACAAGGGAGUCGAUCGUGUUAUUGGCCGGUGACGGGACCAACACUCCAAACGACGCGUGGUUCCUUGACACCGGCGCAACACAACACAUGACGCACUCGGCAUCGUUCCUCACCAACGUUGGUGCACCGGGAGACGUCACACGCGUCGUCUUCGGAAACGGCAAGUCGCUACCGGUGGUUGGAGUUGGGAGUACGCGUCUCAUCGUCGAUGGCGGACCGGUGGACAUCACGAACGUGCUUCACGUCCCGGGAUUGAAGGUGAAUCUACUCUCAGUUACUCAACUCGCGAAGAAGGACGUGAAGGUCACCAUCGAUGGCGCGACGAUGAACCUCUUUUGGAAGGGGAAGCAAUUCGCACAAGGCGUUCUCAACGGAGAACUUUACCAACUCAAGACGCACCCGGGAGCGGCUUCAUCCAACGUGGCGCAAGGUUCCAAGGCGACUCUCAAGGCGUGGCAUAAUCGACUUGCGCACGCCAACUACGACUCGGUCAAGGAGUUGGUCAACAAAGGACUCGCGAAGGGACCGAACGUCACCCCUCGCUAA